AUGGGUGCGGGUGCCAGCGCAGCAGUCCGUGAGGCGUUGCAGCGUGCAGAGCUGUCGCAGUACUUCGCAGGGCCCUACUUGCAGGGUCACUUGUACACAGGCUCGCAGUACACUGAGGACACGUUCCCAGGUAGUCUGCGCACAUUCAGAUACGACGCGGACGACGGCCCCGUGCACGUGUGGCAGCAUGCCUUCGACAUUCGUGACCUUGGAAGUUCCAGCGAGGACCUCGUAGUCCUCUACCAUUACACGAACGAGUUAGCAUUUCGGAGCAUCGGAAACCUUAAGCAAACAGCCGGGGAGCUGUUUGCUUCCUUGGUGGACUCGCGGGCCCAUUUCGGCAAAGGCAUCUACGCAACGAGGCACGAGCCUUGCGUCUGGGCAACAAGACUCCGGGUCCUUUUGAACAGCUACAGCAAUGGCAGCCCGCUUCGCGGUGCAGACGCGGAGUCCGAGCGUGUGCAGCAAGAGUGGGGCGACGGCAACUCCUCGGGCCACCGGGCCGCCUUUUGCGUCCCUAUUUUGGCACCGAAGGCCAUGGCCUACAACAUUUUUGAGAGGCAGACGCCGGACCUUGCGCAGAAAACGGUGGCAAGCGAUGAAGGUGGGCCCGAGCGCUUAGUCCGACUGGGUGAGGAUUACAAGGGUCGCGCAGUGGAUCCGAGCCGGGAUGUCUGGGUGGUCCGAGCUACGGACGAUUCCGGGGCCGUCAGCAAUGUCUCCGCUGAGGCCGACAGCCUGCUUCAGCUUCUGAGAUUGCGUUUGGCCCACCUCCGUAAAGAAAAGGGCGACACCGAUGAGUACACUCUGUACUGCAUGCACGACUUCGCCAGGAGGCUGAAUGCACGUGCGCAAUAUGACGAAGCCGAAAGCCUUUACCGCGAAUGCUGGGCAUCUCGCAAGCAGACGUUGGGCGAGCACCAUACUGGCACGCUGGCCGCCCUCGGCAAUUUGGCAAGGUUGGUAAAGACCCAGGGACGCCUGGAGGAAGCUCUGCUGCUGCAGCGCGAGGCGGUGGAAGGAUGCCGGGCUUCCAUGGGCAGCGAGCAUCCUGACACCAUGAGCUGUAUCAACAACUUGGCCUCGCUCCUGCAGCGUAUGGGCCGUUUGGAGGAGGCGGCACCGCUGUAUCAAGAAGCCUUGGAUGUUUGCAGGGCCAAAUUGGGGAAUGACGAUCCCAAGACCAUGACUAUGGUCAACAACCUCGCGAGCCUGCUGCGGAAGCAGGGCCGUUUAGAAGAGGCGGAACCGCUGCAUCGCGGGCGAAGCUUGGCGCCACGCAUCCCAACACCUUGGCUUGCCUGA
Molecule: messenger RNA, 1305 nt
Organism: Symbiodinium sp. CCMP2456
Lineage: Eukaryota; Dinophyceae; Suessiales; Symbiodiniaceae
Source: the annotation of a GenBank genome assembly